GCAACCCAAAGUCGCAAGGCCCCAGACAGAAAAAUUGCCCUCGUCCUGCUCCCUCUCUGCAACUGCGUACAAUAAUUGCGUGUCCAACAAGAUUAGUCAGUCUUUCCCUCAGAAUCCCCAUUUCCCCAUGCUCCCCCUCCUUCCUUUCUCUUUCCAAUAAUGCUUCUCUCUCCUCUCCCCUCCGCCGCUGACCCGCCGCGCCUCAGCCACGACAUUGACUCCUCCUGCUCCACUCCUUUCGUCAGCGCUCCCUCCAGCCCCGCCCAUGCUCCGCCCUCCGGCUACUUCCACAGCGCUCCUGCCAGCCCUAUGCAUUUCAAAAUCAAAUCAUUGCAGCCGGACUACGAUGCGCCCGUGUUUCUCACCUCUGAUUCCGCUUCAUUCGAGUUCGAGUUUUCAUCUAGGUUUUCUCCUACCGGCUUGGGCAGCGGCUCGAUGACGUCGGCGGACGAGCUGUUCUUCAACGGUCAGAUCCGGCCGAUGAGGCAGUCGUCGCAUUUUCCGAGGCCGGUUUUGGAUCUGUGCGGCGGAGAUCUGAAGGUGCGCGAAGCUGCGAAAUACUCGCACCGCAAAGCUAGAUCCAUGUCGCCGCUGCGUACCGAGUGGCACGGCUUCAGCUGCGGCGACACCGCCGGAGUCCGGGAGAGCGAGGCGAAGGAGAUCAAUGAGUCGGCCGAGACGACGCCGUCCUGCUCGGCGUCAUCGUCGCGGUCGUCGUCGUCGUCGGGGAGAAACUCGAAGAAGUGGAUAUUUCUCAAGGAUCUUCUGCACCGGAGCAUGAGCGAGGGGAGAGCGAACAACAAGGAGAAGUUCUGGUCGUCUAUCUCGUUCUCUCCGGCGAAGGAGGAGAGGAAGAAGGCGACCGCCGAGAAGAAAGGCAGAGUUGAGACGAAGAGAGAAGCGAAGGCUCCGGCGGUGGGAAAACCUGCGAAUGGCGUGUGGCGGAGGCCGUCGGCGCACGAGCUGCAUUACACGGCGAAUAGAGCGCAGGCGGAGGAGAUGAAGAAGAAGACGUUUCUGCCGUACCGGCAAGGCCUGUUUGGGUGCCUGGGGUUCAGCUCCAAGAGCUAUGGCGCCUUCACUGAAUUUACCAGAAAACUUAAUCCUUUUUCAUCCGGUUGAGAUCGAUCGAUCCACUUUCAAACAAUAAUUAUUAUCAAAUCUUUGAAUUGUGGAGAUUUAAUGAA
Molecule: messenger RNA, 1187 nt
Organism: Salvia hispanica
Lineage: Eukaryota; Viridiplantae; Streptophyta; Magnoliopsida; Lamiales; Lamiaceae
Source: RefSeq, a predicted model, not a curated record